Messenger RNA from Spirometra erinaceieuropaei, 1682 nucleotides. The record is from the annotation of a GenBank genome assembly. Lineage: Eukaryota; Metazoa; Platyhelminthes; Cestoda; Diphyllobothriidea; Diphyllobothriidae.
AUGGUGCGUCAGCUGCACGACGGUAUGAUGGCGCGAGUAACGGACAAUGGAGCGGUCUCGGAGUCAUUCGCAGUGACCAACGGAGUGAAGCAGGGAUGCGUGCUUGCGUCUACCCUCUUCAGUCUUAUGUUCUCUGCCAUGCUGAUGGACGCCUACCAUUAUGAACGCCCCGGGAUACGCAUCGCCUACAGGACGGACGGUCACCUCCUGAAUCAGCGGUGGAUGAACUUCCAAUCGCGCGUAUCCACAACCACCGUUCACGAACUCUUCGAUGACAACUGCACCCCGAACACCACCCCGGAAGAGGAGAUGCAACGGAGCAUAAACCUGCUGUCGGCCGCCUGCGAAAACUUCGGACUGGUCAUCAACACGCUGAAGAUGAUGGUGAUGCAUCAACCGCCACCCGACUCAGCUACAGCCCCCAACGCGCCGCAAAUCAGCGUGAACGGAACCCAACUGCAAGUGCUGGAGAGCUUUUCGUACCUGGGCAGCAUCCUCUCCCUCAACGCCAAAAUCGAUGACGAAGUCGCUCGCAGGAUCUCGAAAGCCACUCAAGCCUUCGGCCGCCUCCAAAGCACUGUUUGGAAUCGUCACGGUCUGCAACUGAGCACGACGCUGAAGACGUACAAGGCCGUCAUCCUGCUGACGCUGCUUGGACAGUGUACAAAAAGCAGGCACGCCGCCUGAACUACUUCCACCUCAGUUGUCUUCGACGCAUCCUGAGGCUGAGUUGGCAGAAUCGAAUUCCCGACACGGAUGUGCUGGAACGGACGGCAAUCCACAGCCUCUACGCCAAGUUGAGACAAAUGCAGCUGCGUUAAAGAGGCCACCUGGUGAGCAUGGUCGACGAGCUACUAUCCAAACGACUCUUCUACGGAGACGUCGUCACGGGUUUUCGCCGCCAAGGAGACUAAAUUCGCCGGUACAAGGAUACGCUGAAGUCCAUCCUGAGGCGUCUGCAAAUUAAACCGACCACCUGCGAAGAACUCGCCCGCGAUCGACCGACCUGGUGGAAGACAGUGAAGACAGGAGCUGCGAUCUACGAAGCCAACCGCAUCGCCGCCGCCAAAGUGCAACGCGGAGCCCGCAAAUCACAGCUGCGCCCAGUCCGCAACGCCGACACACAACCGUCUUCAACGUGUCCUCGCUGCCAACGGAUAUUCCGGGCACGAAUUGGACUCAUUGAAUACCUUCGGAUCAACUGUACCUCUCGGACCGCACCAACAAACGUCCCUCCGCCCGCCUCUUCCCCCUCCUCUCCGUCGCCAACUAACUCUGGCUCUUCUUCCGAACCACCACUUCCAUCGUCAUCCUCCUCCUCCUCCUCUUCCUACUACUAUUUCUCCUCCUCCCUCACUGCCCCAACGACAGCCGCUCAGGCGACUAUCACGCACGACAACACCGCACACAUCCCCGACAUAGCAAUAAACACCCCGCCUACAACAUCGGACUUCCGAGGUGAGGACCAGUACUACACCUGCCGUCACUGCGACCGCACUUUCACCUCACGCAUCGGCCUGGUCUGUCACUUGCGAAUCCAUUGCACAGAGACUGGCGAACCAGUGCCUGGUGCACCCACCUACACCCACCACACUCUCCUCCACUGCCCAAAUUGCCCUCGCACCUUCACGCAUCGCAUGGGCCUAUUCGGCCACAUGCGCAUCCCCGACGACUGGUGGUAG